AUGCAAUCUCCGCCAUCAAUACUGAAUCGACGUGGUGGAAUUCUCGGACGCCGGAAUGGCCUCCAACCAGCAUGCGAGAGCUGCCGAAAAGCCAAAGUUCGUUGCGAUAUUGCAGCUUCGGAUACGAUCUGUGCCCGCUGCAAGAAACGGAAGAAGCCUGUACCAUGCAUAUUUCUCGAAGCGCCAAUGACCAAGUCGAAACGAGAGUCAUCCACUGAGCAAGCUACAUCACCAAUUCAGACAAUGAAUCCGCUGUCGGUGCGAUCUCCUACUCUUUCAACGAGCACUCCAAAAUCAGUUCACUCCGCAUUUAGUCAAAAGACGGUCGAGAUAUCUGGUUUCCUUGGGUCGACCAGCUACUCCGCUACGCUGCAACAUCCAGAGCUUCACCCAGACGAAGGGAAUAUCAAUGUUCAGGCAGAGAAAGUGAAUCUAGAUCCCCGGGACAUCGCUACUGGCAUUCACAUUUUGAAGUACUUGCCCGACGAAAACACAUGCCAAGUGUUCCUGGAUCUCUAUCUUCAAAAUACAGUUGGCAUCAUUGGGCUCCCUAAACGUUCGAUGAAGACUAUUCUCGGGUCCAUCUUCACCUUUGGCUCCUCUCUCAACUACCCCUACGAUGACGAGAAAUUGGCCGCUGUCUCGAGUCAAAUCAUUGAGAAUGGCCAAGCAACCACAGAUGAGCCGGAUGACGCCAAUGAGUGGAUUGAAUCCAUGAGUGGCAAGACGAACUUAAGAUGGGACAUUAUAGGAAUAUUGUUUGUUGCUUUCGCAUACGCUAUUAUAGCUGCACCAGAUGGAGUAUAUACUUUGAUUGAUGAACGCUUGGCGUCUAGAGAUCGCAAAGUAGUUGUGAAAGAACUGAAGAAGUGCAUCGAAGGCUGUAUAGAACUUUCUAAAAAGCGGCUGACUCCUAUGUUCGUCAAUCUUCUGUACAAGAACUUGCUUCUGGAGACCAUACUGGAGGGAGAUGCUUGUCUUUCCGUGUGGCGUUUACAUCAUGACCUCGCAGCCGUCACAACAGCUAUUGGUCUGCAUUGUUACCAAGGGACUCCGAAUGUCACGCUUCGGUCGGAGAUGACGAAGAGACUGAGUGCCGCCUGCUUCUUCAACGACAAAGAGAUUGCCAUGUUCACUGGAAGGCCCCCAGCCCUUUCCCACCGGUACUACACGUGUCCAUUACCUCUUGAUCUCGACGACGAUGUUCUCAUGGAAGGGGGAGAGCCAUUACAGCGAGCGAUCGAAGCUUUGGAUGAGAAUGGAUGGAAUAGAAAAGGAGAGGUGUGUGAGGCUACAAUCUCCAGAAGGAGGUUUCUAUCAGCACUGAUCCAAGACGAGGUUAUGGAGCUCUUCAUCGGAAAUCCGACGCAUUUCUCAAUGGAACGGGUCAAUGCUCUGAAAGAUCGGACAGUGGACACUUUUUCUGCAGUUCCGCAUUUGAUUACUGCCACCAAAGAGCAGCUUAACGCCUCAGACUCGACUUAUGUAUUCUGGCGUCUUCUUUUUGGACGGUUGGAUUAUCUCCGCAUCCACUUCUUCCUCGAACGAUUAAGUGUGGAACGCGGGUUCGAAAGUAAACAGAAGCUCCUGGAUGUGUCGAGAGAGAUGGUAGAUCUAACGGUCUAUCUUUGGUUGCAACGAGAUCGUACAUUGGCUAGGCGAUAUGAUUUUGAUUAUCUAAUCAUCUGCUAUGGUAUGCCGUCGACUGGAAUCCUUUGUGCGGAACUCCUUCGACAAAUUCGAUACCCAAAGACUGUUGAUGUCAAGGUGCCGUGUUCAGAAGUAGUGCGCAAUCUCAACUUCAUGAUCGGUUUUCUGGAAUGGAUCGCGCCUGAAGCUGGAAAUUACAAGCUUUGCCAGCACAUGGCCCAAAUUAUCAAACGUGUCUUGGAGAAGGUUUUCGAACCUGCACCAGUAGAAGAAGCCUUGAUCAGCGAUCGGCAAUUGGAAAGUUUUGAUGCUAAUCUCUGGGGUAUUGACGGGGUUGAUGACUUCGACUGGCUGAACAGUGUUGAUUGGGGUCGCAGGCCAUUUCCAGACGUGCCAGCUGCUUGA
This is a messenger RNA of Mollisia scopiformis, 2055 nucleotides long. RefSeq lists its product as uncharacterized. Gene Ontology annotation, biological process: DNA-templated transcription; regulation of DNA-templated transcription. Gene Ontology annotation, molecular function: DNA binding; zinc ion binding; DNA-binding transcription factor activity, RNA polymerase II-specific. Gene Ontology annotation, cellular component: nucleus. Bases 1 to 2055 code for a protein of 684 amino acids. The record is from RefSeq and is a predicted model, not a curated record. Lineage: Eukaryota; Fungi; Ascomycota; Leotiomycetes; Helotiales; Mollisiaceae. The transcript has 4 exons.